AUGGGGAACCAGGAGGCCAAGCAGAGGAAGGUAGCAGGGGAAGAUGCCCCCUGUGAUGGGGGAGUCGAGGACAGGGAACCUGAGAGCUCCAAGAAAGUCAAGUCCAAAGGGGGAGAUGGUGACAAGAAGAAAUCUCAAUCGGAAUCCAAAAGCUCUGUGUUUUCCAGCAUGCAGAUCAGGAAGAGUCUGUCUAAGGCAAAGGGGCUGUCCAAGGAGGUUAUCCUGGACGGCAAGAGGUCCCAGCUGGAGGAGGCUGAUGAUCUGCCUCUCUGCAGACGAGCUGGGAAUGAUGUCGGAUGGUGACCCAGAGCAUGGCCGCUUGACAACGUCGGAGGCAGAGGACGAGGGCCGGAGGACCAGUUCAGGAUCAGACGGGGACCUCUACAGCUUCCACUCUGCUAUGGCUGAGCAUGAGGAUCUGCUCUCUGACAUCCAGCAGGCUAUCAGGGAGAAUCAUGGGAACAUUGAUGUGGUCCUGGAUAGAGUCUCUGUCCUUUUGGCUGAGGGGAUCACCUCCUCCACCUCAGAUGGUGAUUUUAAACCCUUAGCCCCUGACCCCUCUGACCCACAAGAGGUAGGCUCCACUCUGGGGCCAGACCUGGACAAGGGACAGGUUGAUGAGACACCUGUUGGUACUGAUACUGCAGGACCAGACCAAAGUGCUGAGCGUAGACAAUCAGAGGCAGAGGGAGGUGUUGCAUCUGGCGCAUCUGGGGGGGAGUCAGAUUUAGGUUCACCAAGCGACAGUGGCCCCUCGGCGGACCAGGACACAGAGAGGAGCAGCGGCAGCCCCCUGCCCAAAACCACCAGCACCUACAGCUUCCCAGACACCAACUCCACUACCAUGUCCUAUGAGAGCGCUUAGGAGACUCAGGACGACCUGGAGAGCCCGGUGCUGACCUCCCAGCUGACUCAGAGCCAGAGCUUUGAUGGGGAGGGUAGCACCAUCGAGGUGGUCAGGUGCAUCAGGUUGGGACCGGACUCAGGUUCAUCCAGAAGUGUGAGUAACAUGGAACUGACUGUGGAGAGGGAGGAGGAGGGGGACAGGGGGAGAGACUUCCGGUCCCUGAGCAGGAGAAAGAGUAGCUAUUCUGUCUCUCUGCUGACGAGUUACAGUUCCAAAAGAUCUCUUUCCAGAAGGAUGUCCUCCACUACCUCCACUGUCAAGCCCUGUCCUCCCAUCCACCCUUCCUACAUGAAGACCACCACCAGGCAGCUGACCUCACCCAUAGGCUCUCCAAGCCAGAGCCCCCAUAUCCCCCGUAGGAUGGAGCCAGGCUCUGGGGCAGGGUAUGGGGGCCACAAGGCCCAGAGAUGGAGAACCACCAGGCAGAGGUCCUGCAGUAUCGCCGGGCCUUUCAGUCAUUCAGCAGACUGGACCAAGGUUCUGGAAGGCCUCAGAUUGAGGCAUGAGUCCGCCACUGACCUCCAGGAACAUGGGGGGUCAGAAAGAGGCUUUCCAGGGGCGAGUCUGACCCUAGGCACCAGACGAGGUGUCCAGACCACCACCACAGAGCCCUAUCAAGAUGUCUUUUCUGGUAAGUGACUGAGCAUAGAGGUGCUUCAUGACUUAUAGAGUAACAUUGGUAGAAAGGAGGUAAAUAAUGUGGUUAGAUGCCUUUUUUCCCAACAGGGAUUUGACCUGUCAAGCUUGAUGAUGAGUUCAUCACUCCAUCCGGUCAGCCAGACCAUCUUGUUAUCCAGUCUGGCCCUGGUUUAGCUAUUUGAGUAAUCAGUCAUGUGACAUGGAUCUGUUUCAGAGAACAUCAACAGCAGAGUUUAAAUUGGGACAGAGGUCACUAGCAUGUAAACUGUUUCGCUGGUGCUGCUGUUGUUGUUUGUUCAUGUGUGUGACUUUAAAGGCAAAAAAAAUCACUUUCCUUUGGAUAAGGUUGUUCAUCAUAAUACUGUAUGUGUAUCUAAAGAGUGUUGGUUAUUGCAUGAAAUAGGAGCAACAUCGCAUUUUAGCAAUGUUCUUUUAAUCACACUGCUAGAUAGCUAAAAUAGCUUUGAAUUAUUAUUACCUGUCCAAAAACCAUCCAUUGUGUCACGACUUCCUCCGAAGCUGUCACCUCUCCUUGUUUGGGCAGGCUUCGGCGUUCGUCGCCACUGCCGCUACGCAUCUCAUCAUUCCAUUUGUUUUGUCUUGUUUAUUACACACACCUGGUUCAUCUCCCCUCAUCAGUACCUGUAUAAAUAUUCCCUCUGCCCCCUUGUCUUUGUGUGUGAUUGUUUAUUUUGGAGGAUAGUGAAGCUCGGUGGAGCUCUGUGUAUUUUGUAUCACCGGGAUAUUUCCCUGUGUGCCGUGUAUUUCCAGUGCGCCUGUUAUGCGCACUAGAGUGUUUUGACGCAUUUCUGCGUAACUCUGUAAUUGCGGAAUAAAGCCUGUUAUUCUGUGAUUUACCCUCCUGCGCCUGACUCCUUCGACAUCACCUCAUCACAGAAUCACACACCAGACAUGGAGUCAGCAGGAGAGGAGCACAUGCCUGGAGUCGUGGCACGGGUCAGGGAGCAUUCAACAAUUCUAGCCAGCUUAGGAGAAGCGAUGGAUCGGGAACAGCUGAGGGACCGGAUCCAGCCACCCACACCCCAGCACCCAGAGGGAUCCAUAUAUCCCGACCACGGGAUUUCAACGGGACAGCUACCCUCUGCCAGGGAUUCCUCCUACAACUGGAGUUAUACUAUUCGAACAUCAGCCCGGCUCUAUCGGAGCGGGAGAAGGUGUCCACCCUCAUCUCCUGCCUCUCGGGGAAAGCUCUGGAGUGAAGGAGGAGCCGCUUUGGACAACUACGGGGAGUUCACUCGCCUCUUUCGGGCAGUCUUCGAUCACCUGCCCGAAGGUAGAGAGGCGGGCGAGUGGCUGGCCCAUCUGAGGCAGGGGACGAGGACCGCGCAGGACUUCGCUCUGGAAUUUCAGACUCUAGAGGAUGGGUCCGGGUGGAACGAGCGGGCCCUCAUCGACCACUUCCGGUGCCAUCUACGAGAGGAUGUCCGAAGGGAGCUAGUCUGCCAGGACACCAUUUUGUCCUUCAACCAACUGGUGGACAUGGCCAUCCAGUUGGACAACCUGCUGGCUGCUAGAGGACGUCCUGGAAGGGCCUGCCCAUUCCAACCCCCCCCCCCCCCCCCCCCCAUCCUGGAUCCUGAGGUCAUGGAGCUGGGUGGAGAGGCGAUCUGGAAGAGCGGAGGACGACAGCGCCAGUGUCACUCUCGUGGCAUGAGUGGACAUUCACCUGCACGCGGCUGUCAGCGUUCUUUUGGGUCUGGAGGCGGCAGGCAGGGCACUCUCGUGUCACCCCAGGUAUCGAACACACACACACGUUCAGAGCCCUCUGCUGCGCACUGUACCCUACACAUCCACAUUCCUGAUUACACAGUGUAAGGCGCUGGUCAAAUCAUGCGCAGCUGGGAACUUUAUGGACAGGUCAUUUGCACAUAGUCUAGGCAUUACAUUGGUUCCCCUAUCCAUUCCACUCCCCAUCAGAGCACUUGACAGUCGACCAUUAGGGUCCGGGUUUGUUAGGGACAAUACGUUAUAGUUAUCCUCUAUCCCUUAUUCCAUCUGUGAUCGAGUCAAUGCAUGGGGCGCGCUUCUUCACAAAAUUAGAUCUCCGGAGUGCGUACAACCUGGUGCGUGUCCGAGAGGGGGACGAGUGGAAGACAGCAUUCAGCACAACAACGGGGCAUUACGAAUAUCUGGUGAUGCCCUACGGUUUGAUGAAUGCUUCCAGUCCUUUAUGAACGAGGUGUUUCAGGACAUGCUUGGUCGCGGUGUAGUGGUAUACAUCAAUGACAUUCUGGCGUAUUACGCUACGUGCGCCGAGCACGUGUCCCUGGUUAGCAAAGUGCUGCCCCGACUGUUGGAACAUGACCUUUAUGCCAAGGCAGAAAAGUGUCUGUUUUUCCAACAGUCCAUCUUCUUCCUCGGAUACCGCAUUACCACCUCAGGUGUGGAGAUGGAGGGAGAUCGCAUUUCAGCCGUGCAUAAUUGGCCAACUCCAACCACGGUCAAGGAGGUGCAGCGCUUUAUUGGCUUUGCCAACUACUAUCGGAGGUUUAUCCGGAGCUUUGGCAAGGUCGCAGCUCCCAUCACAUCUCUGUUGAAGGAUGGGCCUUCCCGGCUUUGCUGGUCUGCUGAGGCUGACAGGGCCUUCAGAAACCUGAGGGUUCUGUUCACCUCAGCCCCAGUACUGGCCCAUCCCGAUCCAUUACUACCGUUUGUAGUGGAGGUGGAUGCAUCCGAGGUAGGGAUAGGCGCUGUCCUAUCUAAACGCUCGGGCACGCCACCCAAGCUCCGCCCCUGUGCCCUCUUCUCCAAGAAGCUCAGCCCGGUGGAGCAGAUCUACGACGUUGGUGAUCGGGAGCUGUUGGCUGUUGUCCGAGCCCUGACCGUGUAGAGGCACUGGCUCGAGGGUGCGAAACACCCUUUCCUCGUCUUGACAGACCACCGUAACCUGGAGUACAUCCGGGCAGCGAGGAGGCUGAAACCUCGCCAGGCCUGGUGGGCCCUAUUCUUCACCCGGUUAGAUUUGACUCUGUCUUACAUCCCAGGUACGAAGAGCGUGAAGGUAGAUGCACUCUCACGGCUGUACGACACAGAGCAGAGGCCCAUAGACAACACCCCCAUACUCCCGGCCUCCUGCAUUGUGGCGCUGGUAGUGUGGGCGAUGGACGUGGACAUAGAGCGGGCGCCAACUCCACCUCAGUGUCCAGCUGGGCUGCAGUACGUGCCGUCUAUUGUCCGUGGCCGUCUGAUCUAUUGGGCACACAAUUCCCCCUCCUCUGGUCACCCAAGUAUCGGUCGUACAGUGCACUGCCUGACCGGAAAGUACUGGUGGCCUACCUUGGCUAAGGACGUGAGGGUGUAUGUCUCCUCCUGCUCGGUGUGCGCCCAGAGUAAGGCACCUAGGCACCUCCCAGUGGGUAAGUUACAGCCCUUACCAGUUCCACAACGGCCAUGGUCCCACUUGUGUAUUGACUUCCUUACUGAUCUUCCCCUCUCUCAAGGUAACACCACAAUCCUGGUCGUUAUGGACCGCUUUUCCAAAGCCUGCCGCAUCCUUCCUCUUCCCGGUCUCCCCACGUCCCUGCAGACUGCAGAGGCCCUGUUUACACACAUCUUCCGGCACUACGGGGUACCAGAGGACAUAGUGUCUGACCGGGGUCCCCAGUUCACAGCCAGGGUCAGGAAGGCGUUCAUGGAACAUCUGAGGAUCUCGGUCAACCUGACCUCUAGUUUCCACCCUGAGUCUAAUGGGCAGGUGGAAUGAGUGAAUCAGGAUGUGGGUAGGUUCCUGCGUUCCUACUGCCAGGACCGGCCGGGGGAGUGGUCGGUGUUCUUGCCAUGGGCCGAAUAUGCCCAGAACUCUCUCCGACAAUCCUCCAUUAACCUAACGCCAUUUCUUCCACCGAGGCUCCUGCGGUGGAUGACUUGUUUCGGCAUGCAGAGGAGAUGUGGAACGCUGCUCACGUCCAGCUCCAACGCGCCGUGCAUCGCCAGAAGGCCAACGCUGACUGCCACCGCAGUGAGGCCCCGUCUUUGUACCGGGUGAUCGGGUCUGGCUCUCAACCCAGAAUCUGCCCCUCCGCCUGCCCUGCCGGAAGCUGAGCCCGCGGUUUGUGGGGCAAUUCAAAGUCCUGAGGAGAAUAAACAAGGUUACUUACAGGUUACUACUCCCUCCUGAUUACCGCAUUAACCCCUCGUUCCAUGUGUCUCUCCUCAGGCCGGUGGUGGCUUGUCCGCUCCAGGAGUCUGAAGUGCGGGAGUUCCCUCCGCCCCCUCUGGACAUCGAGGGGGCCGUGGCGUACUCUGUCUGUUCCAUCCUGGAUUCGAGGCGUCAGGUGGGGGGCCUUCAGUACCUCGUGGAGUGGGAGGGGUACAGUCCGGAGGAGCGGUGCUGGGUCCCGGAGAGGGAUAUCCUCGAUCCCUCCCUGUUGCGGGAUUUCCACCGUCGCCAUCCGGCUCGCCCUGCUCCGCGUCCUCCUGGCCGUCCCUGAGGCCAGUGUCGGCGCGCUGCUGGAGCUGCGCAUCAAGGGGGUGAAUUACCCUCCUGCGCCUGAUUCCUUCGACAUCACCUCAUCACACGUUGCAAGGACGAGAAUACAUUUUAUAUUGCUAAAUGUAUUUUUGCUACCUGGCGAACAAGAGCCAAUCGUAAUCACAACGUGGUAAAAACUACUUUGCAGCGUCACGAGGGAUUACAUUUUUUUUCCCUUCUGGAUUUUUAUUCCUUCGUUGUUAAUGGUAUGUAAUUGACAUUUGCCUCUAUUUGCAUUAGGAAAUGUGACAUUUAAACAAACUUUUUUUCUGUGGCUCACGUUUUCUAAUUGAAGUUAUAACAUGUUUAUAAUAGCAUUAUAGAUUAUUUAUAGUAUGACUGUUUUAAUUGAAUCACCGGCCAGUAGAACAUGGAUCAGUAGGGGAGUACUUCGCCUCACCAAAAGCUCCUCUGGUCACAAUGCCAUGAUUGUGAGCUCUCUGGAUUAGAACAUCAGGCCUUCCCUGUCUCUGUCUAGGCCUGUUCACAGAUUUUCAGAAUAUCACAGUGAUUUCUAUAAUAAUUCCACCAUCUAUGACUCUAUAAUAAUCCCAUAAUCUACGACUUCUCCAUCACUUUCAUACCACAAAAAGCUGAGCAAUGUGGUAUGAUUAUUCCUCCCCUCCUCCUAAGACUGAUUGACCAGGAUGGUCCUGAUAAAUACUGUUAUUUUGAUGGUUUAUACAGUACUGUUUAAAUGCCAGCUGUUAAUGUGAAGGUUAAACCGUGGCAUUUGCAGAAAUACAUUUUCAUCAUGUGAUUUCUAAGUAGGUGCCCUCUUUUGUCCUCCUCAGGACCAAUAGAUGUUGUACAGAGCAGCUGAAAACACUGUAUUUAUAAAAUAAUAGUACUAACACAAUACUGUUUUACAGUACCAUAUUUAAGUGAUAAUACCAGAGAAGCCGGUGUUUGGAGGAUAUAUUGGCACGGGUGUUGUUAGGCCCGAGAUGAAAUAACACACAGUGAUACAUUAACUAUUUGGCCCUGUGUUGCUCAGUUUGUAGAGCAUGGCGUUUGCAAUGGCAAGAUUAGGGGUUCGAUUCCCACGGGGGGCCAGUAUGAAAAUGUAUGCACUAACUGUAAGUCGCUCUGGAUAAGAGCGUCUGCUAAAAUGACUAAAAUGUGGGAGCUAAAACUAUCCAUACAAACUGUUUCUAGUUUUGUUUCAGCGUUUUGUAGGCUAAUUAGCACGUCUUCCUCUCUCCCCAUGUAAUGAUGUACAUGUAGAUCAAAAGCUCAAGGCUGAAUCUGAAUCUGCAUCGGUUAUCUAACAUCUCACCCUAGAUAAAGCCUCUGCUCUCAUCAAUAUUCAUGUCUUUAUCUGCAGUAUCUAUAUCUUCAUAACAGUGCGUGUCAUCCCUAGAUAUCUGUUGUCUGAAUCUCUCUCUAUCUCUUUCUCUCUCUCUCUCUCUCUCUCUCUCUCUCUCUCUCUCUCUCUCUCUCUCUCUCUCUCUCUCUCUCUCUCUCUCUCUCUCUCUCUCUCUCUCUCUCUCUCUCUCUCUCCCCCAGGUCACGCCUUGUUGGAGCGUCUAUGUCUGCAGGAGGGGGAGGGAGCAAUGGAUGAGGCUGAGAGGUUGUGUUGUUGUAUGAUGGGCAUGGGGCUGCUGCAGCCCCUCAGUGAUUGUUUCAGAGAGCAGCAUGAAGACAUUGUCACUCCAGUCACAGCCACAUUUAAUGUGAGAACCAACUCUUUACUUACUAACAUUGUUUCACUGCUGCCAUUUCAACAAAUAUUACACUGAUCAUAGGCUGAUAGCCUGAACUGGCUAGUAUUGCUCACUGGAUGAGAGUAUAAUUAAUGUUAACAAAUGUAUUCUGGGUUAUGUAUCAACUACAGUAUCUACCUACCUAUCUACUCUAUCUCCAUAUCUGGAUGUUUGAAUCUUUAAGCAUUUAAUUAUGUUGAGAACCGUUCCUAUGGUCAGCCUUACCAUAUGAAAGCUGAUUUCAUAAAUGUUUAAAUAAUUUUCCCAGUAACGCUUCACAGAUGUAAUCUCAUGUGUGUGAUUAUAAUAUUUCCAGCAUAGUUCAUCAGGAACGCACGCUGUCGGUGCCAUUUUUAUCACAUGUCCCUUGCAGCUGAAUCCACUCAGCUGUAACGUUCUUAGGCUGAGGAUUCAAAUAUAGAUUUUGCGGGUUAGUAUUUUUUCAUAACUAGAAAUAGAUGUCUUAUAUUUUCUGUUAGCAUGUGUGUGUGUGUAUGCAUGCGUGUAUAAGUGUGUACGGGUGUGUGUGUGCUUCCUGUUGCAGUAUCUUCAUAGGGACUGAACAUUGUGUCGUGAGGCAAUGGGUUGUCAUGUUUCCUUUCUUGGUGUGCCAUGUGAUCAAAGUAUGCUUUUCUUUUACUCAGUCACCAAAGCAGAAUUUGUGUCUGAACAGAUGAGCAUUCGUCUCUGGCUGCACUGUGCACCUUCCCCCUUAGAUACACUCACAUACAUAAACACAUUGUCACAAACACUCAGUCAUAACAUGCACACAAACUCACAUAGAAAAACAGAACAUCCCUGGGCACACACAAAUAUAGUACAGUACAAACAGGCACACACAAAUUCACACAUGCUUUCAGUCAGUACACACACACACACACAUGCAUGCCUUACAGACAGUCAUUCUGUGACACACACACACACACUGCUUGCGUAGAACAUCUGCUGACCGCGUUGCAUAAGAGCCCCACGUGCCCAGGGCUCAGGCUGCUCUUACCCAGCAGAAGGCUAACCGUGCCUGGGUUGGUUAGAGCAUUUUGUCCCCUCUCACUGUCUCUAACUGUUCCUGGGAUUGGACCCGCAGCUGCAUUAUUCAGCUUGAAAAGAAUCAACCUCUCCCUGUGUCUUUUGACAAUGCUGCUCUCUCUCACCGGUUGUUCUCCCUUCUCUCUCAUUUUCUCUCUCUCUCGCUCUCUCUCGCUCUCUCUCUCUCUCCCUCUCACUCCCUCUCUCGCUCUCUCUCUCUCCCUUUCUGUCUCUCCCUAUCUUUCUCUGUCCUCACUGUCCUCACCCCUGUAAAAUAGUCAGCCUUGUUUGACUCCCUGAGAUAUAAUCCCUCCCUAGUGAAUCUGCAUUGUCUCUAGAGGGAAAAUAUUGAUACAUUUUAUUAAGGUUGAUGUGAUAGAGUAGGAGGCUAUGACAGGUUUUGAUCAUGUUUUACUCUCUGUCUGUACUGUAGUUGUGAUUCUGGCUUCAGCAAAAUCCGUGGUUCUGGUUAAUGUUUUGUUCUGGCAUUGACUGCACAGAGAAAGCAAUACCUAAGGUCAGCUCUCAGACUGGAACAAAUUGCAUAUUUGCUCCCUAAAGUGUAGACACACACUCAUACAUACUCAAACACACACUCUUGACAUGCACAGUGUUGGAAUGGCUUGAGAUUCUUACAUAAAUGGAUAGUCAUUAUGUAAUGGUCUCUGAAUUAUCAGAUUGAUUUACAAUAUGUUCAGAUUCAUACUAAAUUGGGCCCUUAGAAUUGCCCAAUUGUAUGUGGUUAUGUAGUCAAUUGCAAGGGUUGGUGUGAGGUGUGACCCAGGUGCGGUGCAGGAUUGACAGUAGGCAGUAGGCAGAGAUGGUGAAACAAUGAUCUUUACUGGUGGUCCCAAUACCAGGAUACAAAAUAAUGGACUUGUCACAAUAAAAUAAAGGAGGAGCAAAUUGGUCUCCAAAAACAGGCUGACAGCAAAAAUACAAAAUACUAACUACGACUGAAACAACAAUGAAACAGGGAGAACACUUCUCAAGUACCUGUACAUACGUCUCGCGAUCAGACACUGAUUCGUACUGCUUGGCAUCGAGAAACUAGCAGACAAAACUGAGCAAGGGAAUACAGGGAGGUGAGGGAAUAAAUACACAGGUGAACAGGUAGACACAGGUGACACCAAUAGGAUACAGAUUAGUCCAGACUGUGAGUGAGGAGGUGCCUAAGGUUGUUGGAGGAGGACACCGAGUGGGUCGUUCCGGAACUGCGACCCCCUCCUAUAACAGUCAAUAUCAUAUUACUGUGCCGUGCUGAAACUGCUUGCUGCACUGGAACCAUUUCCCAGGAAAAUAAUUUGUUCAGCUGUUAAGGAAUACGCUCUCAUGCACUAAGCGGAACUAAUAAAAUAUACACAGUAACAAGAAUACUUUUCAUACCUCAGAUUAAUGAGAUUGGCUUUGAAGGCAGUGUUUACUUUUAGCCUCUUGCAAUUUGCCACAGGUUCCAUUCUACAAUAGGUAGUAUUGUGCUUAGCAAGCACAGUACCUUACCUCACUUUUGAAAAGUAGACAUUUGAAUUGGUUCAAAUCGUAAAGUGAAAGCCCUCUCUAUUUGGCAUUGUUGGUGGAUGUCAUCUGAACUGGAAUCAACAGACAUAGGUUGUCUGGGUUGCUUUAUUGAUGUAUUCCUUGAAGAUAAGUAAAAAGUGAUUAAAUAUGAAUGGAUUUCCUGUUUGUCUGUCAGGUAAUGACUGUACGUUAAAUAGAUAUCUGCCCUUUUGUCUGUGCGCUGUGCUGUUCUCGCCUAUUUUUCUUUAUUUGUGUGAAUAAUUAAACCAAAUCAAUUUAAAUGAUGUACACUACCAGUCAAAAGUUUGGUCACACCUACUCAUUUGAGGGUUUUUCUUUAUUUUUUACUAUUUUCUACAUUGUAGAAUAAUAGUGAAGACAUCAUAACUAUGAAAUACCACAUAUUGAAUAAUGUAGUAAACAAAAAAGUGUUAAACAAAUCAAAAUAUAUUUUAGAUUCUUCAAAUAGCCACCCUUUGCCUUGAUAACAUCUAUGCACACUCUUGGUAUUCUCUCAACCAGCUUCAUGAGGUAGUCAACUGGAAUGCAUUUCAAUUAACAGGUGUGCCUUCUUAAAAGUUAAUUUGUGGAAUUUCUUUCCUUCUUUAUGUGUUUGAGCCAAUCAGUUGUGUUGUGACAAGAUAGUGGGGGUAUACAGAAGAUAGCCCUAUUUGGUAAAAGACAAAGUCCAUAUUAUGGCAAGAACAGCUCAAAUAAGCAAAGAGAAACGACAGUCCAUCAUUACUUUAAGACAUGAAGGUCAGUCAAUACGGAACAUUUCAAGAACUUUGAAAGUUUCUUCAAGUGCAGUCGCAAAACCCGUCAAGCGCUAUGAUGAAACUGGCUCUCAUGAGGACCGCCACAGGAACGGAAUUGUGUUGUGUCCAUACUUUUGACUGGUUCUGUAAGUAAAAUGAUAUAUGUAAAAUGUUCCAGUUAUGAUCGCUUGUAGUAUUCACCUGGUUAUUAUAUGGUGUUACUAUAUGGUACUGUGUUACUGUGAAUAAAAUGUAGAUCUAAAAGUACAUACUGAAAAAUGCAUGUUCAUUGCCUUCUCUCCCCCAGGACGACCAGCUGUAUACCUGGGCUACCUUCGGCCUGCCCUCCCACAUCUGGGAGUCCCAUGAAGGGCAUACCCCAGGCCACAUCCAGGUCCUGUGGCCCCCUCCACAGCCAGCUCGGGUAUGUUAUCAACUCUGUUUAUGUAGUGUACCACCACAAGCAGAGCUACAGAGAAGAACAUUUGUUCAAACAGUGUGACAUUGAAAAUGUUGCGCCACUUUCAACCGAAUGGAAAAUUACUGUGAGUGCCUCAGGAGGAUAACAGAUCUUUGUGGUCUUUUAUUUGCUCUUACAACUGUAACUGUACAGGCCUCCUGUAGCUCAGUUGGUAGAGCAUGGCGCUUGCAACGCCAGGGUUGUGGGUUCGAUUCCCACGGGGGGCCAGUAUGAAAAAUGUAUGCACUCACUAACUGUAAGUCGCUCUGAAUAAGAGUGUCUGCUAAAUGACUAAAAUGUAAAAAUGUAAGUGAAUGAAUACCCAGGCCCAGACAGGUUUUGAUACAAUACUGUCCUCUUGUGGUUAUAUUUUGUAUAUUGACAGAGCAUGUAGAUGUUACUACCGUUCUUCCAACAGAGGUCAGGCUUAUCCUAUAGUAACUAUACAGGUAUCAAACAUAUUCACCCCCCUUGGAUUUUUUCACAUUUUUGUUGAAUUACAAAAUGGGAUUGAUAUGGAUUUAAUUAUUGUUGUUUUUUGUUAUUGUUCUACACAAAAUACUCCAUAAUGUCAAAGUAAAAAGAAAAUUCUACAAAUGUUUACAAAUUAAUACAAAUUAAAUUACUAAAAUAUUGUUGUUGCAUAAGUAUUCACCCCCUUUUUUUAGGCAAGCCUAAAUUAGUACAGGAGUAAAAUGUAUCUUAACAAAUCACAUAAUAAGUUACAUGGACUCACUCUGUGUGAAAUAAUAGGAAUUGACAUGAUUUUUCAAUGACAACCCCUUCCUCUGUCCCACAUAUGUACAACAUCUGUAAGGUCCCUCAGUCAAGUAUUGAAUUUCAAGCACAGAUUCAACUACAAAGUACAGGGAGAUUUUUGAAAGCCUCAUAAAGAAGGGCAGUGAUUGGUAGAUGGGUAAUAAUAACAAAUCAGACAUUGAAUAUCUCUUUAAAAUACAGGGCCUUCGGAAAGUAUUCAGACCCCUUGACUUUUUUCCACAUUUUGUUAAGUUAUAGCCUUAUUCUAAAAUAUAUUAAAUAAAAAAGAUUCCUCAUCAAUCUACACACAAUACUCCAUAAUUAUAAAACAAAAACAGGCUUUUAUACAUUUUUGCAAAUUUAUUUAAAAAAAAAACAGGAAAUACCAUAUUUACAUUGCUAUGAGACUCGAAAUUGAGAUCAGGUGCAUCCUUUUUCCAUCGAUCAUCCUUGAGAUGUUUCUACAACUUCAUUGGAGUCCACCUGUGGUAAAUUCAAUUGAUUGGACAUGAUUUGGAAAGGCACACACCUGUCUAUAUAAGGUCCCACAGUUGACAGUGCAUGUCAGAGCAACAACCAAGCCAUGAGGUCGAAGGAAUUGUCCGUAGAGCUCCGAGACAGGAUUGUGUCGAGGCACAGAUCUGGGGAAGGGUACAAAAAAAUGUCUGCAGCAUUGAAGGUCCCCAAGAACACAUUGGCCUCCAUCAUUCUUAAAUGGAAGAAGUAUGGAAUCACCAAGACUCUUCCUUGAGCUGGCCUCCCGGCCAAACUGAGCAAUCAGGGGAGAAGGGCCUUGGUCAGGGAGGUGACCAAGAACCCGAUGGUCACACUGAUAGCACUCCAUAGUUCCUCUGUGGAGAUGGGAGAACCUUCCAGAAGUACAACCGUCUCUGCCACCAAUCAGCACGCCACCAAUCAGUCCUUUAUGGUAGAGUGAGCAGACGGAAGCCACUCCUCAGUAAAAGGCACAUGACAGCUCGCUUGGACUUUGCCAAAAGGCACCUAAAGACUCUCAGACCAUGAGAAACAAGAUUCUCUGGUCUGAUGAAACAAAGAUUGAACUCUUUGGCCUGAAUGCCAAGCGCCACGUCUGUAGAAAACCUGGCACCAUCCCUACUGUGAAGCAUGGUGGUGGCAGCAUCAUGCUAUGGGGAUGUUCUUCAGCGGCAGGGUCUGGGAGACUAGUCAGGACUGAGAGAAAGAUGAACAGAGCAAAGUACAGAGAGAUUCUUGAUGAAAACCUGCUCCAGAGCGCUCAGGACCUCAGACUGGGGUGAAGGUUCACCUUCCAACAGGUCAACGACCCUAAGCACACAGCCAAGACAACGCAGGAGUGGCUUCAGGACAAGUCUCUGAAUGUCCUUGAGUGGCCCAGCCAGAGCCCGGACUUGAACCCAAUCUAACAUCUCUGGAGAGACCUGAAAAUAGCUGUGCAGCAACGCUCCCCAUCCAACCUGACAGAGCUUGACAGGAUCUGCAGAGAAGAAUGGGAGAAACUCCCCAAAUACAGGUGUGCCAAGCUUGUAGCGUUAUACCCAAGAAGACUUGAGGCUGUAAUCGCUGCCAAAGGUGCUUCAACAAAGUACUGAGUAAAUCAUCUGAAAACGUAUGUAAAUGUGAUAUUUCCAUUUUUUAUUCAUAAUAAAUUUGAUACCAUUUCUAAAAACCAGUUUUUGCUUUGUUAUGAUGGGGUGUUGUGUGUGGAUUGAUGAGGGGAAAAAACAAUGUUAUCCAUUUUAGAAUAAGGCUGUAACGUAACAAAAUGUGGAAGAUGUCAAGGGGUCUGAAUACGUUCCGAAUGCACUGUACACGGUCAAGUUAGAAAUUAUGCUAUGGAUGAUAUAUUAAACCACCCAGACACAACAAAGAUACAGUCGUCCUUGUGAACUGAGCUGCAGGACAGGAAGGAAACUGAUCAGGGAUGUCACCAUGAGGCCAUUGUGACAGAGUUCAAUGGCUGUGAUGGGAGAAAACUGAGAAUGGAUCAACAACAUUUUAGUUACUCCACAAUAAUGACCGAAAUGACAGAGUGAAAAGAAUAAUACAAAUAUACAAAAUAAAAAUAGGCACUAAAGUUAUACUGCAAGAAAACACUGCAAAAGAAUACAGUUUAUGUCCUAAAUGCAAAGCCUUAUGUUUGGGGCAAUCCAACACAACACAUCACCUCCUUAUUUCCAAGCAUGGUGGUGGCUGCAUCGUGUUAUAGGUAUGCUUGACAUUGGCAAAGACUGAGGAGUUUUUCAGGAUAAAAAGAAAUGGGAUGGAGUUAAGCACAGGCAAAAUCCUAGAGGAAAACCUGCUUCAGUCUGCUUUACACCAGACACUGGGAGAGGAAUUCACCUUUCAGCAGGACAAUAACCUACAACACAAGGACAAAUCUACACUGGAGUUGCUUACAAAGAAGACAGUGAAUGUUCCUUAGUGGCCAAGUUACCAUUUUGACUUCAAUCUGCUUGAAAAUCUAUUGCCAGACUUGAAAAUUGCUGUCUAGCCAUGAACCCCAACACAUUGACAGAGCUUAAAGAAUUUGGAAAGAAUACGACUAUCUAAUCAACCGAUAUUAGUGUUCCAUUUUUUAGAUUUGUUUUCACUUUGACAUUACAUAGUAUAUUGUGUAGACCUUUGACAAAAAAAAAGACAAAUAAAUCCAUUUUAAUCCCACUUAGUAACACAAUAAAAUGUGAAGAAAUCCAAGGGGGUACUUAUGAUACCCACUGUAGGUCAUUGUCAGAAGAAGGUAAAUUCUUCAUAUCCUGCUGAGCUUUUUAGCUUGUAAUGGUCUCCUGAACUUCACUUAAAAAUACUUGAACUGUAAACUCAACACAAACUGUAGAGUAACUAUAGACAUGGCUGGAAUAUGUUAAUCUAACUCUGGGCUCUGCGCUCUUCACAUUGCCUCUUUGAAGCUCAUUGAGACUUUGAUCGUCUCGUGGGUUAAAUCUUCGAAGAGUCUCCCCAUCUCUGUUCUAUCUACCCAUGAACUACAAGCCUGGAGUCUAGACAUGUGGCCUUCCCUGACCCUGACCUUACUCUCAACUUACCAUGGUCCAUAACCCUGCAACCAAACGCGCCCAGUUGUGUGUGUUUAUCCUUUUCACUCAGGGUGUGGCAUGUCACAUCCACUAGGUUUUAACUCUGAGAAAUUAUUCAAAAUAUAGAUUUUUUUGUAAGCAUGUGGUAUACUAGGACUAGAAAGCACAUUCCUUGAAAAGUGUUAAUGUAAUCCUGCUUGACUGUUUACAUCCUUCAAGAAGGGCUUCGAAACAUCACUUUAUGUUAUAUUAAUAUGUACAAUGUUUUGUAUUUUUUAUUGCUGCUGCUUGAAGAGUGGGUCUGAAAUUCUUUUUUCCUGACAGAAUUCGUCAAAGUCAGGGAAUCUGUGACAAAAGGAUAAUGGCAGUGAUAUUCCAGGGCUGGAGCAGACCAUCAAUGACUUGAGGAUAAAGAUUGCAGCACUGGAAAUCCAGCAUGCAUCUCUGGAGAUGGCAUUCCACUCUAAGGAGAGUGGGGAUAGGGACAAUACUGUGGCCUUGGGGGGUGUCAACCACACAUGGAAGAAGAGGAUGGAGAUUUCCGUACAGACAUCACCUGUGAAGGAGGGCUUUAGAUGUGAAGUGCCUUUCAAGGGAGGGUCAAUCCCCUCCUCAGCCUCUGUCCCACCAAUCUCCUCCUCCUCCCUCCCCAACCCUGGCUUUGUCUGUACCUGCCAACAGCAGCAGCAGAGUGGUACCCAGCCCCCACCUCCUCCCACCCCAGGUGUAUCCCCUCCUCCAGCUCAUCCUCCUCCUCCUCCUCCUCCUCUACCUCAGCUCUCUGGAGGGGCCCCCACCACCUCCACCCCCACCCCCUCUCCCUGGUGGGGCUGGUCCUCCUACUCCUCCACCCCCUCCUCCUCCUUUACCAGGUAUGGGUGGACCUUGUCCCCCACCUCCACCCCCUCCCCUGCCAAGCUUUGGACCUCCACCCCCACCCCCUCCACCAGGUAUGGGCCCCCCUCCUCCGCCCCCACCCCCCGGCAGUGGACCUCCUUCUACCCCAGGCUUUGGCCCUCCUCCCCCUCCCGGUGGUUUCAUGGCCUCCAUGGCCCAGGUUGCUGGCCCCCAGAAGGCACCCACCGAGCCCCCCAAGCCCAUGAAGCCUCUCUACUGGACCAGGAUCCAGCUGCAUGCUAAAAAGUAAUUAGCAGUCCACUUUAGUCCAAUUACUGUACAUAUACAAGCAUUACAUUUGCCUUCAGAAUAGUCUCAAUUAUUCGGGGAAUGGCAUUCCACAGGGAUGCUUGCUCAUGUUGACUCCAAUGCUUCCCACAGUUGUGUCUAGUGGAUUGGAUGUCCUUUGGGUGGUGGGCCAUUCUUGAUACACACGGGAAACUGUUGAGCGUCAAAAACCCAGCAACUUUGCAGUUCUUGACACAAACCAGUGCGCCUGGCACCUACUACCAUAGCCCGUUCAAAGGCACUUAAAUCAUUUGUCUUUCCCUUUCACCCUCUGAAUGGCACAGAUACACAAUCCAUGUCUCAAUUGUCUCAAGGCUUAAAAAUCCUUCUUUAACCUUCUCCUCCCCUUCAUCUACACUGAUUGAAGUGGAUUUAACAAGUGACAUCAAUAAGGGAUAAUAGCUUUCACCUAGAUUCACCUGGUCAUGGAAAGAGAAGGUGUUCUUAAUGUUUGUACACCCAGUGUACAGUAUAUGUUUAUCCAUAGCUUCCUAUUUAGCUAUAUGAUAUAACCAUUAACAUAACGCAUGAAUGAGAACGUAUGCAAAAGAUAGAGAUGGAUCAUUGAUAUUUAUGGAGGCUUUCCUAACCAAACUCUAGAAUGGGUUUUCUACUGAAGAUAAAGAUCAGCCAUAUUAUAGAGAUGGGAACCCAGUGUAAAAUUUGAGAAAGAUGUGGGAAAGGAGUGCGUUGAGAUGUUGUUUGAGUUGAAACAGGUGUUGUGAUGUGCUUUGGUACUGAUGUACUUGGUCCGACUCCACACAUAAAGAAGUCAUGCUAUAAUACUGCAGUACUGUGACAUGUCAGAAAAUAAGUCCACCUUAUAAUAACCAGUGGACACAGUGGUGGGUUAUAUAAAGUUAUUAGAAAUGUAAUGUACUGUACAGUAGUUGUCUGAAGAGGUACUGUAGUAAUUCUCUCUGCAUUCUGGGGCUCGGUAAAGCACAACAUGCCAGACACUUUGAAUUGUAAGUUUGAGGUACACUCUUAGAAAAAAGGGUUCCAAAAUGAUUAUUCAGCUGUCCCCAUUGGAGAACCCAUUUUGGUUCCAGGUAGAACCCUCUGUGGAAAGGGUUUUAUAUGGAACCCAAAAGGGUUCAACCUGGAACCAAAAGUGUUCUACCUGGAACCAAACAGGGUUCUUCAAAGGGUUGUCCUAUGGGGACAGCCGAAGAAACCUUUUAGGUUCUAGAUAGCAAAUUUUUUCUAAGAAUGUAUUACAUCAACAGGAUAAAGAUCCAAUGAUAGAGAUGUAAUACAGAUCUUUCUGUCUUCUACUUGAGGGAUGUGAGUGGUUCUCUGGUUUGGGAGAAGAUCGAGGAGGCAUCAGUGGAUUUUUAUGAGUUUGUCGAGUUGUUCUCCAAAAGUGCUGUGAAGGAGAAGAAGAAGCCAAUAUCAGACACCAUCACCAAGCCCAAGGCCAAACAGGUACUGUACAUUGUGUAUGCGUGCGUGCGUUUGUCUGUCUGUCUGCCCUUGCCUGUCUUUGGUCCCAUCCCUGUCUCUGUCUCUUGCUGUCUUCUCUCCGUCACUCUAAUCACUUGCCUGGGAAUGACAUGAGGAAGUGAUGUACUGUAGCCAGACAGUGAUUAUGUGAUGUGAGGUCUGGCUCCCCCUGGCUCCCCCUGGCUUCCAGGCCCAGUGAGGCGCAGAGCCAGUGAGUGGCGUGUCGUGAAUAAACCCACACCGAUGACUGGGAGACACUGUGGCAGACCAGACUGCUGCUCUGUGGCUCUGACCCAAUAG
Messenger RNA from Coregonus sp. 'balchen', 18228 nucleotides. The record is from the annotation of a GenBank genome assembly. NCBI's taxonomy places the organism in Eukaryota, Metazoa, Chordata, Actinopteri, Salmoniformes, Salmonidae.